This is a messenger RNA of Schistosoma margrebowiei, 264 nucleotides long. The record is from the annotation of a GenBank genome assembly. Lineage: Eukaryota; Metazoa; Platyhelminthes; Trematoda; Strigeidida; Schistosomatidae.
AUGCUGUGUGCAAUAGUGACUAGGCCAUGCUCAAUAGUCUGCGAGGUAGCGUCUAUUCUGAAUGAAGAGGAUUUUCAAAUACAAAUAAACAGAGACGACCCUGUUAACGUAGAAUGCCACAUAUCUCUCCCUGUUCUACCAUUGUCUCUUCAGGACUAUGCAUCUCCUGAACCCAGUCUUGUACCUGACAGUUCACUAAUAUCACCGGGGGUCGGACUAUUUGGUGAAUUCCAUUCAAGUCGUAAGUCGAACAUUAUAAACUAA